This is a messenger RNA of Bathycoccus prasinos, 723 nucleotides long. Its product is annotated as U1 small nuclear ribonucleoprotein A. Bases 1 to 723 code for a protein of 240 amino acids. Lineage: Eukaryota; Viridiplantae; Chlorophyta; Mamiellophyceae; Mamiellales; Bathycoccaceae. Gene Ontology annotation, molecular function: U1 snRNA binding. The transcript is spliced from 3 exons. Gene Ontology annotation, biological process: mRNA splicing, via spliceosome. The record is from RefSeq and is a predicted model, not a curated record. Gene Ontology annotation, cellular component: U1 snRNP.
AUGGAAAAUUGUAAAGAUAACACGACACUGUAUAUUAGUAACUUAAAUGAGACAGUCGCUGUCAACGAACUACGAAAAGCUCUCCUCGCCGUUUUUUCACAAUUCGGAAGGGUUUCGAAUAUCUUUGCGUCUAGAAGAUACAAGCUAAGAGGCCAGGCAUGGAUCGUAUUCGGUAAUUCUCAGUCCGCAGACAACGCAUUACAUGUUCUCCAGGGUUUACCGUUCUAUAGCAAGCCAAUGAAUAUUGCUGUUGCUCUGAAGUUUCCAUCCGCAAGUAUGAAGAUUAAUUCUUCAGAGUUACCUCAGAAAUCGAGUGAGCAAUGCAUUCAUUCUUCCGGUAUCAGCUCAAUGAGGAGAAGUGGAGAGGAUGUCGGGAUUGAUCAAGAAAAGAAGGGAGAAGAUAGGGAAGAGCACAAAAAUAAGUUGAAAAGUGCUAUACUUUCUGUUAAAGGUUUGCCAGGUUUUAUACUUAACUUUAAUUUUGAAUUACUCGGAUUUACUUUUCUUUUUAUAACAGAAGCUACCACAGAUCAAAUGCUAUCUCUUUUAUUCAAACAAUUCCCAGGUUUUCAAAGGGUUAGAACAGAUUCUGAGAAACCCGGUCUAGCUUCAGUCCAGUUUCGAUGUGCUGCCGAGGCAACAACUGCAUUAUCAGGGCUGCAGGGAUUUCGUUUGAACGCUACUCAUACUAUGGAAAUUGAAUAUGCAAAAAGCGCCAUCUAG